This is a messenger RNA of Saxophila tyrrhenica, 537 nucleotides long. RefSeq lists its product as uncharacterized. Gene Ontology annotation, molecular function: ubiquitin protein ligase activity. Lineage: Eukaryota; Fungi; Ascomycota; Dothideomycetes; Mycosphaerellales; Extremaceae. The coding region runs from base 1 to 537 and encodes 178 amino acids. Gene Ontology annotation, cellular component: synaptonemal complex. The transcript has 3 exons. Gene Ontology annotation, biological process: reciprocal meiotic recombination. The record is from RefSeq and is a predicted model, not a curated record.
AUGGAGCAAGCGCUUCGAUGCAACCACCUAAAGUGCCGAACGCAGCUAGAAGACAGUGCUGUUGUGACAACAUGCUCUCAUAUCUUCUGCAUCCCCUGCUCCGACUCCUUGGGCCUCUCGACACCCACCAGCAGGACUCGCAUCUGCCCAGCCUGUGAAGCACCGCUAUCCAAUCCAGACGAUGCGGUGAUUUCGCAGCUCAAUCCAUCUGAAGACUACAAGACGAGCGUCCUGAGCGGUUUGAGCCCCAACACUAUCCUGGAGUGUGCUGGACGAGCGUUGAACUUUUACAGCUAUCAGACGAACCAGGAGAUCAUGUACCAGGAGUAUCUCGCCAGGAGUCUUACCGACAAGUAUCAGUUGCUCAGCGAUCAGAUGGACAACAUCAUCAAAGAUGCCAACUCGCAAAUCCGGAGCAUGAACAACAGGCUCGACGCGUUGCAAGAAGAGAAGCGGAAGCUCGAAGAGAAGAAUGAAAGACUCGCUGAGGCUUACCGCAACAAAGGCAAGAAGCAGCAAGAGGCACUCCGACUGUAA